Messenger RNA from Phacochoerus africanus (Common warthog), 1666 nucleotides. It is a transcript of the gene RRP1, whose product is annotated as ribosomal RNA processing 1. The transcript is spliced from 13 exons. Gene Ontology annotation, biological process: rRNA processing. Gene Ontology annotation, cellular component: nucleus; preribosome, large subunit precursor; preribosome, small subunit precursor. The record is from RefSeq and is a predicted model, not a curated record. Bases 102 to 1436 code for a protein of 444 amino acids. Lineage: Eukaryota; Metazoa; Chordata; Mammalia; Artiodactyla; Suidae.
ACUCCGCGCCGGAGCUAGGCCCGCGCAGGCUGUGACAUCACGCCGCGCGCCCAGGCGAAGUGGUGCGGUAGCGGAGGUUCAGGGGUCUCCACGCGGUCGCUAUGGGUCCGCGGGUGCAGCUUCCGCCCGAGAUCCAGCUGGCGCAGCGCCUGGCGGGGAACGAACAGGUGACCCGGGACCGGGCGGUGAGGAAGCUCCGGAAAUACAUCGUCGCCAGGACGCAGCGGGCCGAAGGUAGCUUCACACAUGAUGAUCUGCUGAAGGUGUGGAAAGGCCUGUUUUACUGCAUGUGGAUGCAGGACAAGCCACUCCUCCAGGAGGAACUUGGCAGGACCAUUUCCCAGCUCGUCCACGCUUUCCAGACCACGGAGGCACAGCACCUGUUCCUGCAGACCUUCUGGCAGACCAUGAACCGCGAGUGGGCGGGCAUCGACCGGCUGCGCCUGGACAAGUUCUACAUGCUCAUGCGGAUGGUCCUGCACGAGUCACUGAAGGCCCUGAAGAUGCGGGCAUGGGAAGAGAGGCAGACCGAGCGGCUGCUGGAGCUGCUGACCACAGAGAUCCUGCACCCCGACAGCCAGGCCCCCAACGGGGUCAAGAGCCACUUCCUCGAGGUCUUCCUGGAGGAGCUGACCAAAGUGGGCGCCGACGAGCUGACAGCGGACCAGAACCUCCGGCUCAUCGAGCCUUUCUGCAGGGUGGCCGCCCGGACCCAGGACCCCCUGGUUCUGCACAGCAUCACCCGAGGCAUCUUUGAAACCAUCGUGGAACAGGCCCCACUGGCCAUCGAGGAGCUCAUGAAUGAGCUGGAGGCGCAGGAGGAGGAGGCGACGUCGGAGGGGGAGGAGCAGGACCGGGCUGUGCUGCCCGGGAAGCCCCCUCGGGGCUCUGUCCGGGCGGCUGAACCUGUCCUGGGUGAGGAGCAGGUGGAGGACGAUGACGACGAGGACCAUGCUGGCAGCGUCCUCCAGUUCGACUACGAGGCCGUGGCCAACAGGCUGUUUGAGGUGGCCAGUCACCAGGACACCCCGCCUCUGAACCGGAAGCGCCUCUACAAAGUGAUCCGCAAGUUGCAGGACCUCGCAGAAGGCCUCUUCCCUGAGGACGAAGUCCCGGAAAAAGCCUACAGGAACCCGCGGGGAGGGAGGCGCGUGAGAAUGAAGAGACGCUUGUCGCAGGCCCGGUGGCAGGACGCGGCAGGGAGAGGUGCGGAGGAGGCCUCGUGUCUAGAGCCAAGCCCCAGAUCUGUGAGGAGGAGGCAGCGGCGGCGGCGGAGCGCGGGGGCCGACCCUGCCGUGCCCCAGGAGCAGCCUGGGGGCCGAGGCAGGAGAGGGGCCCACAGCGGGCGGCAGCAGCCUCGGGUGAGGCCCAAAGCCACUGUGGCCGACUGCCAAGAGCCAAAGGCCAAGAGGAAGUGGACCCCACGGGGCCAGUGACAUUCACCAGGACCCCCCAACACCACCAGGGAGAGUGAGGGGAUAGAACAGUCGGGUCUGCUUCCCGAGACUCUGGGUGCCUACUGCUCCCCAACUUCCUGUGUCUAGAAGCGGCUGGGGUCAGGCCCUCACUUAGCGCCCGCAUCCCCGAAAGCGCCGAGGCUGUGCUGACCCGGUGGGGCCGGGGACCCUCACGGGGCCCACAAAUAAAGUGCUCCUUGGUGCCUGCA